GCUGGAAGUUGUUCUGCGGCGGCAGCGGUGGCGGUAGCUGAGGAAGAGGGAGGAAAAAAUGGCAGAUUUUUUGAAAGGAUUACCUGUCUACAACAAAAGCAAUUUUAGUAGAUUUCAUGCUGAUUCUGUGUGCAAAGCCUCGAACAGACGGCCGUCAGUCUAUCUUCCCACCAGAGAAUAUCCAUCAGAACAGAUUAUCGUAACAGAAAAGACAAACAUUCUUUUACGUUAUCUUCAUCAGCAAUGGGACAAAAAGAAUGCUGCAAAAAAAAGAGACCAAGAACAAGUAGAACUAGAAGGUGAGAGUUCCGCGCCCCCCCGAAAAAUUGCCAGGACAGACAGCCAGGACAUGAAUGAAGACACUUAGGACUCUUGCUUUCCCUCAACAACUUGUCUACAGGCGCUUCCUGUCUUGUUUCAUCACAGUGUGUAAGCCCCUUCCCUCCGCACUAUGCAGCCCAAACCACUUCUGACUUCAUAGGAGCCAAUGUAUUUAUUUCCGUAAUUUUUAUUUAUGUUGUAAAAUGUAUGAAGUGAUGGUCAAAAGCAAGUCAUCAGAUGGUGUAGUGUAACAUUGGUAGAUGCUUUUUAAAAAAAUACAUGGUCACUUUUUUUUUCCAGGUUUUACUAGAUCUGUUACUUAAUUAACUCGGAAGUAGCUGGGAAAAGGUGGGAGCCAAACACAGCCUUCUGUGUCUGUUCCCUCUAGGGCUAGGGCUUUACCUAGUCCCAGGGCCUGGGGGUGGGGAGUUGAUGAUAGUUCACCCUGGACCUAGCAGGCCUUACCCACAAGCUUCUUCUGGGACCUCUUGGAGGUCACACUUGAUAAUCCUCCCAAUGGCAGGGCCCUUAGGAGGCCAGUGGGUUUGCCUGCAGCUCCACCCUCAGCCUUGAAAGCUGCUGGGCCCCUCCUGAGGGAGUUGGUCAGUUUCAAAGGCUCACUGUGGGCUGCUUCUCUUAUGCCCUCUGGGCACUUGGCAAAGGCUGCAUGUUUGGAUAGUACUGAGUACCCCAACUGCAAGGCCUCCAUUCUAGGAAGCUGGACUUAACAACUCCUUUUUUUUUUUUUUUUUUUUUUUAAAUUUCCCCCCACAUCAUUUUAAUAAGGACUGGCGUGUUCAACUUCUCCAAUCAAAUAAAAGGAUAUUUCUUAUCCCA
This is a messenger RNA of Gracilinanus agilis (Agile Gracile Mouse Opossum), 1158 nucleotides long. RefSeq names its product DET1 and DDB1 associated 1 (gene DDA1). Bases 59 to 367 code for a protein of 102 amino acids. Lineage: Eukaryota; Metazoa; Chordata; Mammalia; Didelphimorphia; Didelphidae. Gene Ontology annotation, cellular component: Cul4-RING E3 ubiquitin ligase complex. The record is from RefSeq and is a predicted model, not a curated record. The transcript is spliced from 5 exons. Gene Ontology annotation, biological process: positive regulation of proteasomal ubiquitin-dependent protein catabolic process.